AUGAUUUUGCAGGCCCAUUCUCUUUUAUUGCUCCCCAUAGUAAGCACAUUUAACUCAGCAUUUAUAUUUGUUUUUUCUCUUUUUCAGGAAGGAAAGAAUAAUGACAAGUUUGACACACAUCCCCGGGACCCAAAUGCACUUGCAGCAUACCUCUUUGCCCAUAACCAUUUGUUCUACAUGCUGGAACUGAGCACUGGGCUUCUGUUGCUCCUGCUAUCUCUGUGUGAGGCGCCAGCUGUCCCUUUUCUCCGCCUUGACGUCUACGUCCAUGCCACUCUGGAAUUACUUACCCUGGCUUUUGUGGUGUUUGAACUUAGCAUGAAGAUGAGAUGGCUUGGGUGUCAUACCUUCUUGAGACACCGCAGGACCAUGCUAAAAAGUUGUGUUUUAUUGGUUCAGUUUGUGGAAGCUAUUGUGGUGCUCAUAAGACAGACCUCCCAUGUGCGUGUAACAAGAGCCCUGCGGCCUAUUUUCUUAGUGGACUGCAGAUAUUGUGGGGCAGUCAGAAGGAAUCUGCGCCAGAUUUUCCAGUCUCUGCCACCAUUCAUAGAUAUUCUGCUGCUCCUUUUAUUUUUCAUGGUCAUUUUUGCAAUCUUAGGAUUUUACCUGUUUUCUCCAAAUUCUUCUGAUCCAUAUUUCAGCACGCUGGAAAAUAGUCUGGUCAGCUUAUUCGUUCUUCUGACUACUGCCAAUUUUCCAGAUGUCAUGAUGCCAGCCUAUUCGCGCAACCGGUGGUCCUGCAUCUUUUUUAUUGUUUACUUAUCAAUUGAACUGUAUUUCAUCAUGAAUUUGCUAUUGGCAGUUGUGUUUGAUACAUUCAAUGACAUAGAGAAAAAGAAGUUCAAGUCUCUGCUUUUGCACAAGCGCACAGCCACUCAGCACAGUUACCAGCUGCUGGUCAACCCACAGGCCCCCCCAGGAAUCUCAUUCCGUCAUUUUGAUGGCAUGAUGAGGUACUACAAGCCUCGGAUGUCGACUCGCGAUCGAUACCUUUGCUUCAGAGCCUUGAAACAGAGCAGCGCAGACCAUCUCCGUGAAGUUGGCAAUAGUGUCCAUUCAUGCUUGAAACUUUUUCCUUGGCAGGUACAGCGUAUUCGUGAACAUUGGUUUGAUGAUCUUCCUCCUACAGCCCUUCUUAUAUUUAAAGGCAUUAAUAUCUUGGCAAAUUCAAGAGCAUUCCAGUAUUCUGUAUAUGUUGUAGUUGCUAUAAAUGGAUUCUGGAUUUUGAUUGAGACAUUUAUGGUGAAAGGGGGGAACUUCUUUACUCAAGGCGUUCCAUGGAGCUACAUUGUAUUCCUUACAAUUUAUGGGGCAGAGGUCCUCCUGAAAGUAACUGGAUUGGGCCCAUUAGAAUACUUUAAAUCUGGUUGGAACCUCUUUGAUUUUUCUGUGACCUUGCUGGCACUGCUGGGACUCCUAGCUCUGGCCCUUAAUAUGAAGCCUUUCUACUUUAUUGUAGUCCUGAGACCUCUGCAGCUACUCAGGCUAUUUAAAUUGAAGAAGAGAUACAGAACAGUGUUAGAUACCAUGUUCGAGUUGCUACCAAGGAUGGCCAGUCUAGGCCUAACACUGCUUAUUUUCUACUAUUCCUUUUCCAUUGUGGGCAUGGAGUUCUUCUCAGGGGUGCUGUUUCCCAACUGCUGCUGCAAUAGCACAGUGGCAGAUUCUUAUCGUUUCCUUAACCACACUGUGGGCAACCAUACCCAGAUGGAUGAAGGUUACUACUAUCUAAAUAACUUUGACAACAUCCUCAUCAGCUUUGUAACAUUAUUUGAACUGACGGUGGUGAAUAACUGGUAUAUAAUCAUGGAAGGAGUUACUUCUCAGACAUCACACUGGGCACGCCUUUACUUCAUGGUGUUUUAUAUUGUCACUAUGGUUGUAAUAACCAUCAUCGUUGCCUGUAUUUUGGAUGCCUUUGUAUUCCGAAUGAAUUACUGCAGAAAGAAUAAAGACGCAGAAGGUUAG
This is a messenger RNA of Staurois parvus, 1968 nucleotides long. The record is from the annotation of a GenBank genome assembly. NCBI's taxonomy places the organism in Eukaryota, Metazoa, Chordata, Amphibia, Anura, Ranidae.